Molecule: messenger RNA, 479 nt
Organism: Meloidogyne enterolobii
Lineage: Eukaryota; Metazoa; Nematoda; Chromadorea; Rhabditida; Meloidogynidae
Source: the annotation of a GenBank genome assembly
AUGCUAAAUGUGUCAACAUCAGCAAAUGACCCAAUAUUUUAUUAUCAUCAUUGCUUUAUGGAUUUUAUUUGGGAAAUGUGGAGAUAUAAAAAUCAAAAUAGAACAGAAAGAGAAUUACAAUAUCCACCAGAUAAUGAAGAAUGUGCAUCAGACGACCAUUAUGCUAAUGCAACAAUGGAACCCUUUAAUAAUUUGGUUAACAUAGAUGCUCUAAAAAAUGUCUAUACAGAUUUGCUUUAUGAAUAUGCCCCUAGACCUAAUUGUGAUAAUAUUACGGAUUGUGGAAGCAAAUAUUUGUUUUGUGAUCGUUCUCAUGGAAAGCCUGAAUGUGUGGCUAAAAUUAAAAUUGGUGGAAAUUGUACGGGAUUUGAAAGUAAAUCUUUUCGGGGAGCAUUUUGCAUAUUUAAGGGGUCGAGACAUUUGGUUUUUAGGUAGGUGGAGAUUAGGGGGGAUUGAGAUUUUUUCAUACUUAGGGGAUA